Messenger RNA from Neoarius graeffei (lesser salmon catfish), 2125 nucleotides. It is a transcript of the gene slc41a3, whose product is annotated as solute carrier family 41 member 1. Gene Ontology annotation, molecular function: monoatomic cation transmembrane transporter activity. Gene Ontology annotation, biological process: monoatomic cation transport. Gene Ontology annotation, cellular component: plasma membrane. Lineage: Eukaryota; Metazoa; Chordata; Actinopteri; Siluriformes; Ariidae. Bases 135 to 1688 code for a protein of 517 amino acids. The record is from RefSeq and is a predicted model, not a curated record. The transcript is spliced from 10 exons.
CAGAGCGGAGGGAGGCGCACAGAGUUUGAUUAUUGUUGUUAUUUAUUUAUUUAUUGUUUAUCUCCAUUUCAUUUCUUUUUUAUUGAUUGUGCGCGCGCAGGAAUUACACUGCUGUAGUUAUUUUGCGGGCUUUAAUGGCGGAGAGCUGCAGCUGGAGGAGCUCCGUCAUGCCCCCUGAAGAUGCCCGUCAGAGGAAAGCAGGACGAAAGAAGGGUAAGAGAGGGAAGGGGAAAGGACAGAGCUGUGAUGAGAAGUUGAGCAGUGUAAACAGACACGAUGAGGUUCUCGCGUCUCCUCCUGUCCCCUCGGCCCGGAGACCUGCUGAGGAGAAGAGGAGAACAGCACAGGCUAAAGUGGACGAUGAGACGUCCGUGUCCAUCUGCGCUCAGGUGAUGUUCCCCUACCUGCUGGCUGGAUUAGGCAUGGUGAUGGCCGGGAUGGUGCUGGACAGUGUGCAGCACUGGGAUGUGUUUAAAGUGAUCACUGAGGUGUUUAUCCUGGUUCCUGCUCUCGUCGGUCUGAAGGGGAAUCUGGAGAUGACGCUCGCGUCUCGUCUCUCCACCGCUGCGAACACGGGGCAGAUGGACGAUCCUCAGCAGCAGUGGUUAAUGGUGUGCAGUAAUCUGGCACUAAUACAGGUCCAGGCCACGGUGGUGGGUUUCUUGGCGGCGCUGGCGGCGCUGGCUCUGGGCGCCGUGUCGAGGGGAGGGGUGGAGCUGGAGCAGGCCGCAGUGCUGUGCGCUAGCAGUGUGACCACAGCGUUCAUCGCCGCACUCUCCUUAGGUUUGGUGAUGGUCGGUGUGAUUAUCGGCUCCCGGAAGGUGGGCAUCAACCCUGAUAACGUGGCCACACCCAUCGCUGCCAGUUUGGGGGAUUUAAUCACACUGUCACUGCUGGCAGGAAUCAGCAGCACACUUUACCACUACAGAGAUGUGUGGUACGUGUCUCCGUUGGUGUGUGUGUUCUUCCUCUGUCUGAUUCCUGUGUGGGUUCUCGUGGCCCGUCGCAGUGUUCAGAUCAGAGAGGUGCUGCGGUCGGGAUGGCAACCAGUGAUAGUGGCCAUGUCCAUCAGCAGGUACACACACACACACACACACAGAUCAGAUGAUUAUGAGAUGUGUAUUUGUCACCGUGUGUGUGUGUGUUUCAGUUUCGGAGGUCUGAUUCUGGACAGAACCGUCAGUGACCCGAACUUUGAGGGCAUGGCAGUGUUUACUCCGGUCAUUAACGGUGUGGGCGGGAACCUGGUGGCCAUCCAGGCGAGCCGAAUCUCCACCUACCUGCACUUCUGGAGUGUUCCGGGAGUUCUGCCCCACAGGAUGAGACAGCAGUGGCCCAACCCCUGCACCUCCUUCUUCUCCACAGGAGUGAACUCUAAAUCUGCCCGUGUGCUCUUCCUCCUCGUUGUCCCGGGACACCUCGUCUUCCUCUUCACCAUCAAAACAUUACAGGGAGGCCACGCCCCCAUCACCCCACCCUUCAUCUGCUGCUAUCUGUGUGCUGCACUAAUACAGGUGGCGCUGUUGCUCUACACGGCGGAUGUGAUGAUGAGGUUCGUGUGGAGGAGGGGUCUGGACCCUGAUAACUUCUCCAUCCCGUACCUCACCGCUCUGGGGGACCUGCUGGGAACCGGCCUGCUCGCGCUCUGCUUCCACCUCGUGUUCCUCCUGCAGGGACUCGGACUGUGAUCAGACUCGGCUCCUCCUCCUCCUUCCAUACAGUCUGAGAGCAUGUCACUCCACAGCGCCUCCUGCUGGAACCUUGUUCACUGGACCCUGACUGAGCUGCAGGUGUACUGAAGGGUUCUGGGUUUGGAGGAACCCACACCCCGGUUCAGCUGGAGUCCGCAGAUGUUCUCACUGUGAGGGGAACGGUUCUGUCAGGUCCAGAAGAAUCCGUCACCGACUCCAACGGACUUCGUUCUUUAUUUCUAAUUUAUUAUUUAUGAAUAAAACUCUCAGAUUCUCUUCACUGACUGAAAUGUAAAUGUCCUGAUUGAUUGAUUGAUUGAUUGAUUGAUUGAUUGAUAAAGGGACAGUAAUGGGAUGAGGAAGUAACACCGUGUGUUAGAGUUUAAAGACUUUAAACACAAAAAUUUAGAAGAAAUUAAAAUAUUUUUGUCUUA